UGUUCGCUGUAGACUGGCUGGUGUUUUUCAGAGGUAAGGGGGUGUGUCUGUGUCCCAUACGGGUAUCUGCCUCGGAGAGACUGAGCAGAGGCGGGAAAUGGCGUCUGGUAACACAACGAUGUGUCGUUUCGAAGACGGCCCUUGAGUAGAUCUACAGAAAAAGUCGGCUCAGAUCACGAAAACAACCACUGCCUCUGUUGUGAUGGUCAAUCGGUCUUGAGUCGUUAUCGCCAGACACUGCGGAUCACUGUAAACCUUACAUGUGACUGCUAAAACAAUGAGGCUGAGAAUGCGUAAGGCGUCUCAGCAGCCGAACCCCAGUCUGGCAAGCCGCCCAUCCCGUACCAAGCGGAGGCAUUCAGAAGUAGAAGAGGACACUCCUACUAGUGGAGGGAGGGGCAUAUUCUCCACCAUCAAGAAGUUCAUCAGAGGAAAUGCUGUUAAGGUGCAGCAGGAGAGCCCAGCCAAGAAGACACGCAUCCACUGUGAUGUGGACAACAACCUGAUCACCUCUACAACCCCGAACACCAACACCCCCAGCCGGCCUAUCAGCAGGGUUGGCAGGAGAGGCUCCCUUAAUGGACAAGCAACCAAUCACGACAGGAGUAAGGAGAAGCCCAAUGGCAGUCUGGAGGAGACGACGGCCGUUGAGCUACCCACCAGCCCUCCCAGAACCACCCUUCUUGGGACCAUCUUCUCCCCUGUUUUCAACUUCUUCUCACCAGCCAAAAAUGCCUCCUCUGGCUCAGACUCCCCAGACCAGGCAUUAGAGGCCGAGGAGAUAGUCAAGCAGCUGGACAUAGAGCAAGCUGUGGAGACGCCCACCAGCACAGCCACUUCUACACAGGAACUGUGUACCACCACUAACUUCUACUCUAGUGUAUCUCAGCUGCCACCUAUGCGACCUCCACACAUCCCCGAGGUAUCUCCCACAGCAAGGGAUGGAGAGCUCUGUGCUGAUGCUGACCUUCCACCCCUCACAGCUCCAGGCUCCAGUCCAGAUAUGGCAUAUGUGGACGCUCCUCCCACCGCAGUACCACCAGAGGCAACCUAUGAGGAAGACUGGGAAGUCUUUGAUCCGUAUUUCUUCAUCAAGCACGUCCCUCCUCUGACAGAAGAGCAGCUCACUCGUAAGCCAGCCUUGCCACUGAAGACACGCAGCACGCCUGAAUUCUCUCUGGUCCUCGACCUGGAUGAAACGUUAGUUCACUGCAGUUUAAAUGAGCUGGAGGACGCAGCACUUACCUUCCCUGUCCUCUUUCAAGAUGUCAUUUACCAGGUGUAUGUGCGCCUGAGGCCGUUCUUCAGAGAGUUUCUGGAACGCAUGUCUCAAAUCUAUGAGAUCAUCCUUUUUACAGCCUCUAAAAAGGUAUAUGCAGACAAACUGCUCAACAUUUUGGAUCCUAAAAAGCAGCUUGUGAGACACAGGUUGUUUCGUGAGCAUUGUGUCUGUGUCCAGGGAAACUACAUCAAGGACCUCAACAUCUUGGGCAGAGAUCUGUCAAAGACCAUCAUUAUCGACAAUUCACCGCAAGCCUUUGCAUAUCAGUUGUCCAAUGGUAUUCCCAUAGAAAGCUGGUUCAUGGACAAGAAUGACAAUGAGCUGCUGAAGCUGGUGCCCUUCCUGGAGAAGUUGGUUGAGAUGAAUGAGGAUGUGCGGCCGCACGUUCGGGAGAGGUUCCGGCUUCACGACUUGUUGCCCCCUGAUUGAACUUGACCACAGACUCUCAGAACGGGACAACAUGAAAUGACUGAAAAGAACACGCGUGUAAAAAGCCCCUCUUUGGAUUACAAACUACAACAUUGCCAUUACUGUUAAAAUUUUAGCCUUUUUUUUUCUAAUUUGUUUUUGUUUUUAAAUCCACCGUUGCUUUUAAAAAAAAAAAAAAAAAAAAAAAAAAAAAAAAAAAUUUUAAAGAUCUGGGUGAAAUUUUCUAAAUGUAUAGAUAAAAUUACACACGCUAUGAACAAGCCCAGGUGAACUCCUCUUUUUGACUGACUCUCAAGCUGUGGAACCGGAUAUAUCUCCUCCACCAUAAAUUCUAACGUCUUGGUGCUGGUUUAGUGGCUAUAGAAAAGCCGCCUGGUAAAGAGGAACUCCAGCCCGGCCGAGUCCCUGAGCCCAAACCAACCCCUGGUGCUCACGCUGUUGGCGCUGACAAAUAACUAUGCUCUGUGGCUACAGACCAUUUUCAGCGGGAAUGACUGGCCUGUAAAUCAAUCUGUGCAUGUGUGUAUGUUUACUCCUAGCCACACACACACACACACACACACACGCACACGCACACACACACACACGCACACUGAUUUGGUGUUUGGCAAACCUACAAUCUGUAGCCUUUAAAAUCAUAUGCAUUCCUCCGUAGCUGAUUCAAGUUUCUAUUGUUGGUUGCAGUUUUUUUUUUUCUGGUAAAACUGGUGUUUCAUUGUUUAAAAAAAAGGAAAAAAAAAGAUAGCGUUUCAAAAUGUUUUACUUCUGUUUGUAAGAUAUAAUGUUUUAAAAGGGGUUGUGUAAGAUUUUAUUGUAAUCUUUUUUUUUUUCUAUUAGGAGAACAUGGGUGCAUAUUAAUGACAGUCCACUGCAUAGUCAAACGAAAUGGAAUUACUCCAGGACUUUAAGUAUAGUUUGUUCUUGUUCUAACAAAUAGAGGUUUAAAUCGAUGUGUUGGCUUCACUGUAGACACAUGGCUCCUUAUUUAAAUGUUAGGAUCAAAAAUCUCCUUACCUGUAAAUCUGACAUAUUGUAAAGGUUUGAGGGUUAUUCAUUUUCAAAGUGAUAUGUGUCAAUGUUAACCUUUCUUUAAUAAUAGUAUUUGAUUUGUCUAUAAUCAGUAUUGUCUUUUACUCCUAAUCAAGUAUUCUGGCUAAAAUCAGAGCUCUUUCUUUUAGUUGUAAUGUGAUGGCAGUAGCAUUAUGACUAAUGUAGCACAUCUCUGCCAGUGUGUCAUAAAGUCUACCCAUGGUAGAAACCUGACCCUGUAUCAGCCAUAUCUGGCACCAGCAACAUACUGUUUUAACAGUCAGCUUCACUGACUGCUACUCUACCCGUUUCAUAUUUUUUUACUUACAUACUUUCUUUUUUAUGUUUAGUGCAGUUUAAAAUGUGUUUAAGAAUGGUAACUCUAUGAAUGUGUUUCUGCCUGACAUCAGCCUGGACACUCAAGCCAAACUGACAUUUUACUCCUCUGUUGUUUCAACUUAAUUUAUUUAAUGGAGACAAACAGUAGGCAGAAAUGUAGAUGUUUUUGUUCGCAUCCUUACAAGCCUAAACUUGGGUGAUAAAGACCGAAAGCUCAAAUGCCUGACUGUCUUCUGUCAUUGCCCAAACCCUCACGAGUUGACUUGAAUCUCUGCCUGAAUUUGGCAUGCACUGUUGAACCUUUUUCAGUUCUUGUUCAGUUUAAAUCAAAGUGCAUUUUAUGUUAAAGCAAAUAUGAGUGUUUGGAUUUGUCUGGGUUGCCUGUACAGUGCCAUACGAUUCCCCUCCUUAGAAAUCACCCGCUCCUUCCCAUAGCAUUUCCUACACUCUCACCCCUAAAAUGCUUAGAUGGAAAGAGACAAUCAGACCUCAAAGCUUUGCAGAUACCUUGAGACGCCCAGACUUUCCCUAAUUCAUUUUUUUUUUUUUUUUUUUUUUUUUUUUUUCCUCGGUGUGCUGUAUGUAUUGCGUACUGUGAUUCCAUUGAGUUGUACCUCGGUCCCCCCCAUGAGUUAAGUUGCCAGGUGAAUCCUGCUGUGCCCUGCCCAAACAAUCCCUGCUGCUCACUUAAUGCAGGUUGUGCAUCAGAGAUGGUUUCCAUCUUUUCAGCGCCUGCCUGUCUUUGCGUCUUUUUUUUUUUUUUCCACCCAAAGUUAGUAGCUCUCCAGAAAUUAGGAUUAGUUUGUAUUCAAGUUUGUUACAGGGCACAAUGGUGUUUGCUCAGACAUAAUGUUAUGGGUACACAUGUCCAGACUAUGAAUGUAAAUUGUACAUGGGGGUGAAGUCUUAAGUGUCUUUCCCAAUUCCUUGUUUUGUUCUUUCCUCAUGAACUAAAGAAAACUGAUGAGGAAGGGAUGGUAGGUCGUGUCUACCAUUCACAUGUUAGAGAGGAGGCAAGAACAAUGUGCAUGGAAGAGGAAACAUGUCUUGAGGUCCCACCAUGGUAGCCCCCUCCCUACCCCUAUGAGCUCUCACCACCCUGACUACCAUCUCCAAGCCUAAUCUUGAGUGUGCGAUGUAGCCCAGGUGGGCUCAUCCCCUCAGUGUGAUUAUAGUUAUCAGUCAUUGCUUGUGUCUGAAGGGUCGGUGGGAGGCAUUUGAUACUUUUCAUCUAGCUCCUUUUUGUGUGCAUUACCAGUUUAUUGUACACUUGAGUGUUGUACAAUACAUGCAGCUUCAUGUUUAAAAAAAAAUCCUUAAAGUAAGGAAAAUCUUUUGUAUUUUUGAUUUCAAAAGGCAUGUCGUAUCUACUUUUUAAAUGUAUUAAUGAAGAUUUAACUUUACAUCAGAUGGAGUGUUUUUUUCUUACAAAUAUCUGUAUGUUUAGUUUAGCGCAAUGUCACUGAACUGUUAAAUUUAGCAUGUAGAGAAUACCGCUUGCUUUGUGGGAAAGUCCUGAAUUAAAUUUUAAUCAUGGCACUUUUUCUGCAGAAAAGAGCAAUCGUGUUAAUGAUUUUUUUUUUCCUCCAAUAUCCAUCAAGCCAUUUUACUUGCAAGAAUUGCUAUUUGUGCUUUAGAUGUAUUAAAACAUGUUUUAAGACAUCUUUGUUAGCCAUCAGGCUAUAUGCUAUUGUAAAGUGUACAUACAGUUACAUUGAAUUUCUGAAACAAAGUUUUUAAAGUUAAAAACCUCUUG
Sander lucioperca (pikeperch) is the source of this 4835-nucleotide messenger RNA. It is a transcript of the gene ctdspl2b, whose product is annotated as CTD (carboxy-terminal domain, RNA polymerase II, polypeptide A) small phosphatase like 2b. The record is from RefSeq and is a predicted model, not a curated record. The coding region runs from base 278 to 1711 and encodes 477 amino acids. The transcript has 13 exons. NCBI's taxonomy places the organism in Eukaryota, Metazoa, Chordata, Actinopteri, Perciformes, Percidae. Gene Ontology annotation, molecular function: phosphoprotein phosphatase activity.